Molecule: messenger RNA, 2151 nt
Organism: Spea bombifrons (plains spadefoot toad)
Lineage: Eukaryota; Metazoa; Chordata; Amphibia; Anura; Pelobatidae
Gene: HSF1
Product: heat shock transcription factor 1
Exons: 15
Coding region: 176-1774 (532 amino acids)
Biological process (GO): regulation of DNA-templated transcription
Molecular function (GO): sequence-specific DNA binding; DNA-binding transcription factor activity
Source: RefSeq, a predicted model, not a curated record
CUGGUUACGACGUCACAAGAUGGCGGCGACCAUACCAGGCUGGGCCUCAUCCCGUGCGCAGAUACCCGGGGGAGUCCGUGCCGAGUGACCCCCAAGGCGGACCGAUACCCAGUGCAGCUCACCGCGACUCGGUUUUAUUAUCUCUGCGCAGACCGUUCUCGCCGUACCCCCCGCGAUGGACUCUCACGGCACCGGCGGGGGCAGUAACGUGCCCGCUUUCCUUGCCAAGCUUUGGACCCUGGUGGAGGACCCGGAGACGGACCCCCUGAUCUGCUGGAGUCCAGAAGGAAGCAGCUUCCACGUGUUUGAUCAGGGCCGCUUCGCCAAGGAGGUGCUUCCAAAAUUCUUCAAACACAACAACAUGGCGAGUUUCGUGCGGCAGCUGAAUAUGUAUGGCUUUCGGAAGGUGGUCCACAUAGAACAAGGGGGUCUGGUGAAGCCCGAGAAGGAUGACACGGAGUUCCAGCACCCGUACUUCAUCCGCGGCCAAGAAAGCCUUCUGGAGAACAUCAAGAGGAAGGUUAACAAUCUGUCUGGGGCCAAGAACGAGGAGGUGAAGGUCCGGCAGGACAACGUCAGCAAACUCCUGACCGACGUGCAGCUCAUGAAGGGAAAGCAGGAGAGCCUGGACUGCCGGCUGCUGGCCAUGAAGCAUGAGAAUGAGGCUCUGUGGAGGGAGGUGGCGAGCCUGCGCCAGAAGCAUUCCCAGCAGCAAAAGGUGGUGAAUAAGCUCAUCCAGUUCCUCAUCUCUCUGGUCCAAUCCAAUCGGAUCCUGGGAGUCAAACGGAAAAUCCCACUCAUGCUGAAUGACAGCAGCGCCACUCAUCCUCUGCCCAAGUACAGCCGUCAGUACUCGCUGGAGCCUGUCCACGGAGCGACCGCGUACCCUGCCUCCCUGGCGGAGUACACGGGUGCCAGCCUGUACAGCGCAGAUACCUCCGCGGGACCCAUCAUCUCCGACGUGACAGAGAUGCCGCAGUCCAGCCCGUCUGUCUCCCCAAACCCUAGCCUAGAAGAAAGGUGCAGUCCCGUCAUCCUCAUUAAGGAUGAACCCCACUCCCCUGACAGCCCCGCAGCGUCCGAGCACAGUCUGGCUCCUCCAGAAGCGGAGAACAGGUCGCUGUCUCCGUCCAUGUUCAUCGACUCCAUUCUACAGGACGAGGAGCCCAGCGGUGGCCCUGGAGGGGGCCGUGAUGGAUGCGACACGCAGUCGGGUUCCCCCAAGCCCUGCCUGAGCGUCGCCUGUCUGGACAACGUCUCUAGCAGUCGCCCGAUGGCUGAGAUCUCCCGGCUCUUCCCCGGCUCCUCUCCGUCACAGCAGGGCAGGACAGAGUCUGGGAUGGAAUUAAAUGAUCAUAUAGACACCAUAGAUUCCGGUCUGGACAACCUGCAGAACAUGUUCAGCACCCACAGCUUCAGCGUGGACACCAGCGCGCUCAUGGACUUGUUCAGUCCUGCAGGGGCCGCCAUGGACUUCUCCCUCCCAGACCUGGAUUCCAGUCUGGCCAGCAUUCAGGAGUUACUGGCAUCCCAAGAGCAGAAGCCCACGGAGAGCGAGCCCAGUGCUGCCGAUGCAGGGAAGCAGAUUGUGCAUUACACGGCUCAGCCCCUCAUAUUGAUGGAUUCCGGCGGCUCGGAUAUUCCCAUCCUGCUGGAGCUGGACGGUGAGGAGCCGUAUCUCCAUGAGGAGGGCAGCGAUUACUCUGACGACCCGACGCUGUCCCUGCUGUCCUGGGACCCCCAGACCAAGCCCGCCGGCUCCGGCAUCUCCUAAUCUCCGCGCUGCUUCGGGGGAACUGGUUGAAUUGUCUGGUUUGCAAUGGCAGUUACUGGGACUCUGCUCCCGCCAGGACUGGUAAUCGCAGCCUGGGUGCACAGGUGCGCCUCCUCUCCUGUACUGCAGAGGCCGGAGUCCAGGGGCCCCGAAACGCCCCCCAAAUCACAAUCCGCCCCGGUCCUGUGAUUGGCUGCUGCUACUGUCGCUUAUUCAGUAACCCCUCCCUCCCUGGCGUCUUUUGCCUCUUACACUACACGCGGUGUCGGUUCAUGUUAGGCUCUGGUUUUAAGUCGCCGUUGCACUAAAUCUACUGCCCCGUGGGGGCCCGACUGACACAGGAGGUAUUUACGGCUGUGAGUUUAGUUAAUGGUUGG